Molecule: messenger RNA, 3487 nt
Organism: Aricia agestis (brown argus)
Lineage: Eukaryota; Metazoa; Arthropoda; Insecta; Lepidoptera; Lycaenidae
Exons: 7
Coding region: 267-2681 (804 amino acids)
Molecular function (GO): protein binding; endonuclease activity
Source: RefSeq, a predicted model, not a curated record
UUGACGUUAUUUCAAAUUAUUUUGAAAAGUUGAGGGCAGGUGUUACGGAAUAUGGAUACUUUUAAUCAAUUUUAUGUGUAAAAUGAACUUAUUUUUUAAAUUAUGUGACCGUGUGCACGUGCAAGUGAUUUAUAAAUGUUUCACAAUACGAAUUGAUAUAAAAAUCUAUAAAUAAAAGUGAUAAAGUCGACAGGAAAUUCCGCAGGAAACUAAGCCAUAUAAGUCGCGAAUCCGAUGUUUCUAUUCAUUUAUGAUUUGCAAUCGACAUGGGUUCGACAUAUUAUAAAGAGCUCUUUAAGCUUUAUGACUUAAUACAAUGUGCUGAACUAAGAUAUAUAGAACGGUACCUGGAGGAAAAUAAGCUAGAAUUAAAUUCAAUAUUACCAUGCAAGGGUAUAGGGGUCCUGCAUUUGGCGGUAGGAAUAGACCCGUUAGAGAAAUCUAAGGAUUGUACAAAGCUGAUAUUGAACCAUGGCGGAGACCCUAACUUAUGCAAUGACGAUGGUGUGACCCCUGUGCAUAUUGCUGCAAUAUGGGGUCGGCUGGACAACCUGAAAAUGCUAAUCGGCUGCGGAGGAGAUCCAUUCAAGCAUGACUUCGAUGGCUACUCCUGUUUUGACUAUGCUGCAAGGGAACAGCAAUGGGAGGUGUACGACUAUCUUCAUAAUGUUAUUGACGAAAAAGAGGAUUCAACGGGACCGGAACGCGCAUAUACAUUGGACUUAGAACGAGUUCUGGUGAGUACGGAGCAAAUGGUGGCGGAAUAUGAACCGGUCCCCGUUGAGGAAGAGGCCAGGAAAUCCGACAUGAUCAGAGAAUGGUGCGAAAACAACAGCCUCGUCAUCAACAAGCUGUAUCCCACGAUACUGAGCGAGACCUUCGACGUAGAAACGGGAUUCGACGAGAGGAAAGAUUGGAGAUUCGACGAGACCAAAAAUAGUUGUAGAUCCGACGAGAGAAGUUGUAGAUUUGACGAGAGCAAGGACUGUAGAUUCGGCGAGACCAAAAAUAGUUGUAGAUCCGAUGGGAGAAGUUGUAGAUUUGACGAGAGCAAAGAUAGUAGAUUCGACGAGAGCAAAAAUAGUUGUAGAUCUGAUGGUAGGAAAAAUAGUUGUAGAUUCGACGAGAGCAAAAAUAGUUGUAGAUUCGACGAAAGAAGCAAAGAAAGGGUCGUAAAUAAACUCUAUCCCACGCUGCUUAAUGAGGCAAUUGACUUGGAAACAUCCAGAUUCGACGAGAGAAAAGAAAGUUUUAGACAUGACGACAGAAGCAAAAGCAGUAGAGAAAGAUCCAAAAGCAACGAAACUUCUACAAUAGAAGACAGAAUAGAAUGUUCCAGAUUAGACGAUACUUUCAAAACAUGCACGUCCAGAAGAGAAGUAGAAAUUACCGGGAUACAACCGUUAGAAAUAACUUCAGACCAGUCUCAAAGAAGGUUUACGGUAUACGAAAACUUUUCAUUACCAGGCUCUCCGACCUGCAUAACACAUAAGAACUACAACACAAAGACCAGUUUAAAGAAAUCUAAGAGCAGAAACGACGAUUUAAUAUCAGAAUUGAAGUAUAAACUUAGUUUAAGAGAAUCAAUAAUGACGGAUGACACCCAGGACUUAGAUAAGGCGUUAAUCGUCGCUCAGAAUAAAACUAACGAAUGGUUAUCUUUAAGUGGCGAGGAUAACAGAGCUUGUAAUACCAGGAGAUCAUCGGCUAGCAGCGGUGUCAGUAGCAACUUCUCUGGGAGUAUUGUGCUAGCGAAUAUUGAAGAGGAAUACAAGUAUAAAGAUAAAGAAGAAGACGUGGUGCUUAUUGAGAAGAGAAUAAGAGUCACUCCUGUUGUUCUGCCUGUAGACGACAGAGAUAGUCCAGAUCAAACUAUCGCGUCCAUAGCGAGUUCCCUCCCGGCGUCCAUGGAUUACGACAACAACGCCCUAAGGGCCGAACUGGUGGCCCUAGGGUUCAACCCGGGCCCUAUACUGGACAGCACGAGGUCCCUUUACCUGAAGAAGUUGCAUGCGCUGAAGAAAAACCCGAUUGUCGUCAAGGAGCAGGGGAAAACAUACAGCGUUGAGCUGCAAAAGUCACUUCGGUCCAGCGACUGGAUGCACGAUUUAGCUCAUUUCAUGGAGCUAGAAACCAAAGCGAAGGCGGACUUCGCUUGUCCCAACAAGAAGUGGAGGGAGGGCAGCGCGAAGACUUCAUUUACGUACCUACUUUUGGACCCCCGGAUGACUGAUAACUUACCAGCUAAGUCUAGCAAGCAGAGUCCUCUGGAGUCUUGGACUACGUUCGUCAACUCUAUAUUUUAUGUUGGGAAAGGCAAACGCUCUCGGCCGUACUCUCAUCUGUACCAGGCGCUUACUCUCUGGAAGCAAAACUUCACCAAAUCCAACGACAAGAAAGUCCAACACAUCCUCGAUAUUUGGUCGAACAAAGUCGGAGUGUUAGUGCUACAUGUCUUCCAAAAUGUAAUUCCGGCAGAAGCCUACACCCACGAAGCGGCCAUGAUUGAUGUGCUAGGGUUGCAGAACUUGAAGAAUCUUAAAACAGGAAACUACUAUGGAGUCGUGGCCUCCUGGCCUUUAAAGGAAAGAAAAAUGUUUGGCCUCUACCUUCUGUAUAGAGCCAUGAAUAUAUUCUUCAGCGAAGGCGAAAGACAGUUAAGACCGGAAGAUAUUGACUGAACAGUAUUAUAAGGUUAGUUAUCCAUGACAAAUUUGUGAUAUGACAAAAUUUUGACCAAAAGUAGGGAAUACACUUGGCAAUAUACAGAGCUACAUGGCAAAGUAGAUUUUAAACUGGCAAUGUUGCCAAACAAAAGUUGCAGGUCUCUUUACAAAUUCUUAGCUGCAUUUUGCUCUCCAAAUAUUGCCUAGUGUACGCGCCUAGGCCAAGCGCCAAUUUGACAUUUAAUAGCCAAUCCGAUUGGAAAGAGAAAGCAUGAUAGCCUAUCGGCUAGUAAUCGUAUUUUUUUAGCUUUUGGGAUGAAUUUUUUAUAGUAUGCAGUAAUGAAAUGAAUUUAAAAUGUGUACAAAAUGUAUUAGAAUGUGUAUUAAACUCUAGUUCAAUGCGAACUAAGUAUUAAAUAUUAAUGAUGUCAUGUUUAAUGAAAUGGUUUAUUACCAACGAAAUAAAAUAUAUCAUCAAUUUUUACACAUAGGGAGUGAGUACUCGCGGCUGACGGCACACGUUUUAUAACAAUUUUGUCUCAAAUAGACAAAAUAUCUUUUUUGAAUCUUUUUACAAUCAAAACUCAACUAAGUUUUGAGAAGACACUUGUGUAGCUCCAAAUUUAGACAUUAGUCUGUAAGACAUUUUGUUUCAAGCCCAAUUUAAUGUAUUUUCUAUUGCAAAAGCCUUUGAGAGCACUCUACAUUUAAAACUAUAUUUUACCAGAAAGUAUACCUAAUUAUAAGACUAAGUAAUACUUGAACAAUUUAUUACCAUGGAUUUAAAGUUCACAUUAUAUUUUAUUAAUUUACAAGCUUUU